CCAGCAACCAGCCAAUGACGCUCAACUUCCUGCUUCUAACAUUUUUGUAUUGUUGUCUGACUGCGUCCCUCAGCGACACCCACACAACCCUCUUUGCAACAGAGCAGGAUACAACUUUCAGAAUCAUGUGGGAAUCUCAGAGAACUUUUUAAACUUAGGUGGACCAUGUCACUUUCGGAGGAAGAUCUCACCUGCCCCAUCUGCCAUGAAAUCUUCUCUGACCCGGUGGUGCUGUCAUGCAGCCACAGCUUCUGCAGGACAUGUCAAGAGCGCUGCUGGGACGCGCGUCUUCAUGAGUGUCCCAUCUGUCGCAGGAAGAGCUCCAAGUCCAGCCACUUCCCUAACCUGGCCCUGAAGAACAUCUGCGAGGCCGUGGUCUCCCGCAAAGAGAUGGAAGCUGAGGAGGAGAGGCUGAUGUGUCCCCUGCACAGAGAGAAGUUUAAACUUUUCUGUCUGGAGGACAAGGAGCCCAUCUGCGUCGUGUGCCACUGCUCCAUGGCGCACAAGGACCACCAGUGCUCACCUGUAGAAGAGGCGACGACAGACUGCAAGAAGAAAAUGAACAAGUCCCUCAAGAGCCUGGAAGACAAAUUGAGCAAGCUGAAUACCAUCCAAAAGUCCUCCACCGACAUGUUUAAGUACAUCAAAGAACAGGCAGCGGCCACACAACGUCGGAUCCGGGGUCAGUUCGAGCAGCUCCGUCAAAUGCUGGAUCGGGAGGAGGAGGCCCGGCUGGCGGCGGUCAAGCGGGAGGAAGAGGAGAUAGGGGCCAAGAUGAAGGCGAUUUCGGCCGAGAUGAUGUCGUUGGCGGAACACAUCCAAGUCGUGCGCCAGCUUCUGGAGGAAGACGACAUGGUCUUGUUGAAGAACUUUAAAGAUAAUGAGGACAGAAGCACAACAUUGGGCUCCGACAACAUGAGUGGUGUUCUUAUCGAUGUGACCAACCAUCUCUCCAACCUCAAGUACAGAGUGUGGGAAAAAAUGCUGGAACAUAUUGAUUAUACCCCGGUGACCUUGGACCCAAACACAGCACACCCUUGCCUCAUCCUGUCCGACGACCUCACUUCCUGCCACUAUACCGACCAAAUGAACUCUUGCCCUGACAACCCGGAGCGCUUCCACCUGAGCGCCGAGGUGGUCGGCGCCACGGCACUGGGCUCGGGCAGCCAUCGCUGGGUGGUGCAGACUGAAAGCAACCAAGACUGGCUCCUGGGCGUGGCUUCCUCAUCCAUCCCCAGGAACGCCGAGGUCAACGCCAGACCCGAGAACGGCUUCUGGACUUUGUGCUUUAGGGAUGGCCAGGUCAAGGCCAUGACCUCCCCACCGAGACGGCUGGCUGUGUCCAAGACGCCGAAGCGAAUCAAAGUGCACGUGGAUUACGACAAAGGCACCGUGAUGUUUUGGGACGCCGAUGACGAUUCGCUGAUUCACGCUUACGAGCACACCUUUAAUGAAACGCUGCUUCCUUAUUUUUACACGCAAAGCUGCCAUCCGUUAAAGAUUCUUCCGGAGAAGGGGGCUUGUCACUAUGCUGAGGCAAUGAAACCUCGAUUGGAACUUCUCAACUUAAAUUUGCAUUCUGAUUAAAAUUCAAUUCUAUUAGUAUCUUCCAUUCAACUUCUAUAAAGUCUGCUUUUUCAUGUCGGGAAGGGACUCUGCAGGCCUGCACUAUUUUUGCACCUUUAAAAAAAAUGCACAUAAUGCCAAGCUCAGACAGUUAUUAAAAUACAAAUUGCAUUAUUGCUGUUGUACACACGAGGGCGCUAUGUCAAAUGAACUUUGUAUUUUGCUGUCAUUAAGGUACAAGUAUCCAAACACAAUCACACUUUAAAAUAAAGGGAAUAUUUAUCUCCACAGUU
Syngnathus acus (greater pipefish) is the source of this 1859-nucleotide messenger RNA. RefSeq names its product zinc-binding protein A33. Gene Ontology annotation, biological process: protein ubiquitination. The record is from RefSeq and is a predicted model, not a curated record. The transcript is spliced from 6 exons. Lineage: Eukaryota; Metazoa; Chordata; Actinopteri; Syngnathiformes; Syngnathidae. The coding region runs from base 166 to 1587 and encodes 473 amino acids. Gene Ontology annotation, molecular function: ubiquitin-protein transferase activity; zinc ion binding; protein binding.